CGCUGUGUGCACUUACACUGACCUUUGAUCUCAAGUCCAAGGUUCGAGAUGUACUUCUGGUGACAUAAAAGUGGGCGACAAAGCAGACCUCGCCAUUCCAUACGUCUCGUUAAGUCCUGAAUCAUAAUGGCCAGUAUGGAAGUGGAAACUCCUUCCAUUACUUUAAAUCAGGUCGCUCGUACGAUGUUCUAUCUGGUUACACCAAAUGAAACAUCCUUCCAGCAUGUCGAGGAAGUGCCCGACUACGUAGAUAAGGCCACACCCAUUUUCCUAGGAAUGCUGGUGCUGGAGUUGGUGUUGGGCUGGGCAAAGACUGGAAGCCUUGUCAUUAGAAUCAAUGAUGGAGUCACCUCUGUGUCAGCUGGCUUGCUGUCCAGACUACCACUGCUUUUUUUGAGGAGUCUGGAAUUAUCCAGUUAUAUCUACAUCUGGAACAACCAUCGAUUGCUGGAGCUCCCCUGGGACUCACCCUGGACCUGGUGGCUGGCCUUCCUGGGUGUGGACCUGGCGUACUACUGGUUCCACCGUUUUUCUCAUGAGUUGAACAUCCUGUGGGCGGCCCACCAGGCUCACCACAGCUCAGAGGAGUACAACCUCUCCACAGCUCUCAGGCAGUCGUCGACACAGCAGUUUGCAUCAUGGAUUUUACACCUGCCUUUGGCCUUGGCUGUACCUCCCACCGUGUUUGCCGUCCACAUACAAUUCAAUCUUCUGUACCAGUUCUGGAUUCACACAGAGGUCAUUAGACACCUUGGGCCAUUGGAGUGGGUGAUGAACACGCCCAGUCACCACAGAGUUCAUCAUGGACGAAACCGUUACUGUAUUGACAAGAAUUAUGCUGGAACUCUAAUUAUUUGGGACAGAAUCUUUGGUACUUUUGCUCCCGAGGGUGAUAAAGUUGUGUAUGGCCUCACAAAGCAAAUAAAGUCAUUUGACCCCAUCUAUGUUCAGUUCCACUACUAUCCAUACAUAUGGCGGACAUUCUGGAGAGCCUCCGGAGUCAGAAAUAAACUGAGUGUCAUCUUUAAGGGACCUGGGUGGAGUUCUGGCCAACGAAGUCCUGGAGACCGUAGACAAUUACCCAAGGUUACUGUCAAGGAAGUGCCGUACAACCCAACUUUGCCAGUUGUUCUACAAGCAUAUGUGCUCCUACAGUUCCUCCUAUUGCUGGCUGUUUACACUGAUGUUAUGGCUAUGAAGUUGAUACUCUCCCAGCAGACUCUGCUUUUGUUGGCUGGCUACAUCAUCUUCACACUGACCUCCUUUGGGCUAAUCAUUGAUCGCAGGCCAAAUGCAGCUGUGGUAGAGAUGUUCCGAUGUGCCUUACUCCUGGGGCUUUACAGAUUUGGUUAUAUGAAAGUGGCUGUACCCUCAAUGCCCUUUGAGGUCUUCAUCUGUCUCUCUGUGCUGUACUGGGCCCUGCAGACAUUGAGCAAACUGGCCAAUGGGAAGAACAAACAACACUGAGAAAACAUUCAAGGAAGACCAAAGCUGACUCUCUGCCACCUGUCACAACAAGGAUUUAACCUGUUUAACUGAUUACAAAAACAUAAAAUUAGUAUGCACUCAAGUGUAAUUGCAUGUGUCUUAAAUUAAGAUAUCCAUCCGUCAACUCGCAUGGAUGACAUAAUUUAAGGACAUACAGAUAGGUUGUGCUUGAGAGAACUGCUGUUCAUUUGAGCUCAUAAAAAAUAUAUAUUUUUCACAUUUUAUAUAAUUUUAUAUAAUUCCUCAUAUUUUCAAUAAACUAUAAUAAACAAUUUUAACUUUUCAA
Molecule: messenger RNA, 1774 nt
Organism: Anguilla rostrata (American eel)
Lineage: Eukaryota; Metazoa; Chordata; Actinopteri; Anguilliformes; Anguillidae
Gene: agmo
Product: alkylglycerol monooxygenase
Exons: 13
Coding region: 127-1467 (446 amino acids)
Biological process (GO): lipid biosynthetic process
Cellular component (GO): endoplasmic reticulum
Molecular function (GO): iron ion binding; glyceryl-ether monooxygenase activity
Source: RefSeq, a predicted model, not a curated record